Messenger RNA from Arabidopsis arenosa, 601 nucleotides. Lineage: Eukaryota; Viridiplantae; Streptophyta; Magnoliopsida; Brassicales; Brassicaceae. The record is from the annotation of a GenBank genome assembly.
AACAAGAGAAUCUUCCCAAACCUCUCUUUAUUCGAUUCUCCGAGACCAAAAAAACAUAUAACUACUCUCACCAUGCCGGAGAAAUAUCGCCGUACAAAGGCUCUGACGGUCACUAUCCUCACGGCGAUGACGUUUCUCGCGUUUCCAAUGAUCAUCAACGCUUCAGAUUCAUCAACCAAUUAUAGAAAACUCGAAGAGGAUCCAAUAAAAUGCACACCUUGUCUCCAAAACAUUCCUCCUCCACCGCCAUCACCUCCACCGCCGUCUCCAGCUUGUCCUCCACCACCACUGCCUCCUUCUCCGCCGAAGAAGUCUUAUUGUCCACCACCUCCGUCCACUUACAUAUACAUGACUGGUCCACCAGGAGAGUUGUAUCCCAUUGAUCAGCAGUUUGGAGCGGCUGCUGCAAAAAGGUUCACGGCGGUGAAGAUUUCAGGACUGAUAGCGUUUGGAGUUAUGAGUUUCUUGAUGAUUAUGAAUUGAUGUUGUUUCGUUGACUCGUUGUUUAUCGUUUCAUAGAUUCGUUUACUUUUAACGGAUUGGUAUAUGUUGUUCACAUAACUCUUAAUUAAUGAUUACACGAUAAAUUAUCGAUUGUGCA